GCGCGCGGGCUUGACGUGCCGCUGGCGCUGAUGGCGGCGGGGCUCGCGGAGGGUCGCACCGAGGAGGGAGCGCGAGACAGAGAGAGAGAGAGAGAGAGAGAGAGACAGGAGAGAGAGAGACAGACAGGAGGCCCCGGCGGUACCGAGCGGAGACACACCGACACACUCAACGACCGACACACCGACGAAGGGUGAGGAGAGGCCCGCAGACUGACCGGAGGAGGACGGAGCGGUACGGGGGUGUUAGUUCAGGACCUCCUAUUGGCCGUCACCCUGUCUGGCUCCGCCCCCACCCCACUGUACUACUACAGCUGCAGUAGUCGUAGUAUUUGGUUGCAGUAACAUUGAAACUGCCACUUUAGCUGCUGCUUCAUUGUGAAAUCAGAAGUAUUUCACCUGUUAGAUUAGCUUCAUUUUGAAGCUACUUGCCGUUAGCGGCUAACAGCUAGCACAGCAAUUCCACUUCACACUCUUCAGAAAAUAUAAAUUUCUUUUGGAGAAUAAAUGACCUAAAAGGAAAAUGUAGCUGCGCUUCGAUCUGAGGUUUUUUUUUGUUGGUGUUUUGCUAGCUAACAGCUAGUUAGCCGCUAGUGGAGAGCGGUGGCGCGGGGCUAGUUUUUGCGGAUCAGAGCGGGGGCGCGAUGGAGUACCACUCCGGUGGCAGCCUGCCCCUGCUGGGGAGACCGCGGUACUGCCCUGGGGCCAAUGCUAACGGAGGCUACCUCUGUGAGACGGGACACUGCUGCGGAGAGACCGGCUGCUGCACUUACUACUACGAACUCUGGUGGUUCUGGCUGCUCUGGACUGUCCUCAUCCUCUUCAGCUGCUGCUGUGCGUACCGACACCGUCGAGCCAAACUGAGGGUUCAGCAGCAGCAGAGGCAGAGAGAGAUCAGCCUGCUGGCUUAUCAUGGAGCCAACUCAUACCCGUCCUCCAUGCUGGACCUCAGUUUCCUGGCGUCUCUGAAGCUGCCGUCCUAUGAGGAGGUGGCGGCUCAACCCUCCACCCCUCCCCCACCGUACAGCUCCGUGUUCACCACCCCGCGGUACCCGCAGCCCCCCCGCACCGCCGAUCCCCACCUGCUCACGCAACAUCACGACCCGCUGCUGCACCGGCCGCUCAGCGACGGUCCCUCCUCCCUCAGCUCCGACAACAGCUCCAGUUGUUCCUGUGACUCCUGCUGCCCCUCCUCUCCGUGUAGCUCCUCCCUAUCGGCCCCCGUCACGUACGAGACCGACACGAGCCACGCCACCACGCCCAGCGAGGCCGCAGCCCUCGCUUUUGACAUCACCAUGGAGACCAUCACGGCUGCGGCGACCUGUUUGGAGGUAAACGAGACCCGAUUGGUCUCUGAGAGGUUGGUUGCCACGGUGGCCAUUGACAUCGAGGAUGAAGACGAGGCCGAAGCACAGGAAACCGAUGCCACGGACUCAUUGGUUCCCAACCGGGCUGUUACUGUUGCGGUUGUUACCGGGUCGGCCUCCCCGCAGCCGCUGCUGUCUCCUGAUUCAGAGGUGGCUCUUCCCGUUGUAACUACAUCUCCCAUAAAGCAACAGCUCAACCUAACACCGUGUACCCCAAUAGUCAGCACCGGUAGCCCAGUUACAGUCCGUAGUCCAAGUGUUGUUGACUUAUUACUCCCCUCAAUCCAAACAAUAAACAUUGAGGGUCCAGCCGAGGGCCCCGAAACUACCCCUGCCCCAAAAAUCACCUUAAUGUCCGGACCCUCCACCCCAACAGCUAGCACUUCUGACAACCCUACAGCCACCCAAACCCUCAAAACCCUCGAUCUAACAAGAACGUUUGAUACAGCCAAUGUUCCAAGUAGUCCAAACUCAGUUCCAACCCCAGAUGUUGGAAGGACUUUGGCCUUGAUAACAUGCUCAAUCCCAGACCCAAAUCCUAGUCUUGUGCCAAUUCCGGCACCUUUAAACCUUACCCAAGUUCCAUCCCUAGUACCUUCAAAACUUACCCAAGCUCCAGUCCCAGUACCUACUAACUUUACCCACGUUCCAGAACCAGUAAUUUCAAACCUUAUCCAAGUUACAGAACCAGUACCUUCAAGUCUUACCAAAGUUCCAGCCCUUGUACCUACAAACUUUACCCAAGUUCCAGCCCCAGUACCUUCAAAUCGUACCCCAGUUCCAGCCCUAGUACCUACAAAACUUACCCAAGUUUCAGAACCAGUACCAUCAAGCAUUACCCAAAUUCCAGUCCUAGUACCUAAAAAUGUUACCCAAGCUCCAGAACCAGUACCCACAAAUUCUAGCUCUGUUAUGGACCCAAUAAUUAUAAAUCUUACCCAAGUUCCAGACCCAGUACUGUCCAACCUUACCCUAGUGCCAAACCUACAACCUAAAAUCACCAUAGUAUCCGACUGUGAAACAAACCACAUUCUAAAACCUGCACAUUCAGACCUUACCCUUGCUACAAAUGCACCUACAUUAGCCCAUGGCCAGUUUCCAGAACUGUCACCUGGGUCAGAUGUAGCACUGGUUCCUCCAAGCCCAAUAUCAGGCUUACUCUACCACCCAGAGUCUGUUGCUGUUAUUGUAUCUUGUCUAGAUCCAGCUGCAGUACCAGCUGGUUCAGGUCCUUCUGUGGUCCUGUUUCAAUGGUCAGACUCAGAUCUUAUCAGUCCAUCAGCAUCAAAUGUCCAGGCUGGUUUAAGUUCUGGUUCUGGAUCUGCAUCGUGCUCUAGCGUUGGUUGUAGAUCAGGUCCACUGUCUGCUCCUACCCCAGCGCUCACUUUCAUGACACCCGCAUCCUCUUCUUCCUUCUCCUCCUGCCCAUCCAUAACCAUAGAGUUUGAAUCUUCUCAGUCUCCCCUUGCAUCCUCACCCUCUUCCCUUCCAGCCCCAGCGUUACUCCUUGACCCCCUCACUGCUCUGCACCAGCCCAACAAAGGUGGAUCUUCCUCCGGCCACGCUUCCUCCCUCUCCCCCUCGCCUCGAGCCACCCAGUCCCCUCCGAAACAGACUCUCUUCUCCCCUUGCGUGGACGUCUUUGAACCAGGACCUCCCAGCUGGGAGGACGGGGAGGAGGAACCGGAGGAGGGCAAUGACGACGAAGAUGAGGACAUGGGAGCUGACGAGAGCCAGUAUAGACACCGGCGCCUUACCGGCGACUCUGGCAUCGAGGUGUGCCGGUGUCGGGUGGAGGAGGAGGAGGAGGAGGAGGAGGAAGAGGAGGAAAGGAAGGAGGAUGGCAAGAGAGGAGGAGGUGGGGAUAACAAAGGAGGUGGAGACACUGAUCUCCAUGACAGCGUGGACUGCCCCGCCAGAGGUCAGACCACCACGGGGGAAGGACUCAGACCGUGUAACUCCACCUCCACCACGACACCAACGCCCGAGGAUGGCGGCAAAGUUGUCAUCGUCAUGGAGACUGUGUGAUUGGCGGAAGCCCGGGGGCGGAAUCAAACCACUCGUCAUCCCAGACACGGGAUGAACAGGAAGUUAAUGAUAGGGGGUCGAUCCGAGUUUUUUUUUUCUGUAACCCAGGGAGGUUUUGAACAGAGAAGAUUGCGAUAGUGGAGUCACGUUACUGAAUGUAGCAUCUUCAACAUCCGUUUGUCAGACACGGCGUGAAGUGUCGGACGUUAGGAAGAGAUUCAACAUGGAAGCGUUAGCUCGUUACAACUGUGAGGUACUCAGAUGUGGUUGGGAAGUAUCUGCGUGGAGAGGUAAAUACUGCACUACAGAACGGCUGUCAACCAUUUGGGAAAUGUCCAAAAAAAAAGUUAGGACAGCAAGCCGCUAUUUUGUAACUUUGGAGAGUUGUUUGCCAGACAGGAAAGCUCUUAUUUGAGGUGCAUUGUGGGAAAUGUGGGAUCCAGUGUUUCGGGAGGUUGACCCAUACUAGAAAGUAAAACCAGGGGCCCCUACUCAGCUUCAAUUUUGACCAUUAUUGUUUAAAUCUGUCCCCUAACUUUGAAUAAUACAAAUAUUUUGAGUUCUUCUUUCAACCUGCAUUGUUUACAUCCAUAUUUACCAGCUAGACGUCUUUCGCAAGCACAUUGCUACUUUUCUUGACCCGUUAUCUAUCACUAAAUCAUUUGUGAAAUCAAGGUAUGUUAAAUAACUUUAAACCAGGACUUAUAAGCUAUAGUUUAGCCACGGGAUAGAUUUGAAUGAUAACAUUAAAAUGCUAGCUUGCACUGGCUACUUUGUGGUGGCUAUGGCUAGCUAGCUAACAAGCUGCCCUUUUCUUAGUGGACGUGAUUAGCUCCCAAUCAGAAAAUUUUCACUCCUCACUUCCGAUAAGACAAGAUACAGACGCAGCUAGAUAUCCACUAAGCUAAUGUGGCGUUCAGGUCACGUGGGAGUUGGAGCUCACAUCUACGUCAAAGUCGUAGUUGUAACCGGGAAACUCCAGAAAUCCAACUUUGCACUUUAUAAAGUACCAGAAAGAGAAAAUAUUGAUGCUUCAACUAAAAAAACAUUGUUAAAGGGAAUUAAAGGCUAAUUUAUUGGAUGUAAUCCUGUUUGUCCAAUUAUAAAACAGUGUUGAGUUGUCCAAUGACGUCAUCAUGGGAGUCUUUCCCGUCACGUCCGUCACCAUCGGGUGCUUUGACAGAAAUGAUGUUUUUCUUUCUGGCGUCUGUCUGCCACCGCCAAGUAACAGACCUUACCUUUAAAUAGUUGAACAUUUAGCUCGUCUUGAGGGUGAUGACGGAGGCUUUUGGAACCGUGCCGGGAACAAAGAGUGACUUGAUGUGGGAGGAUGAUUCAGUCUGACUGACAGAAGGGACAAGACUGAUUCACUCGUUAGAGGGGACUAUCUGAUGAAGACGUUCGGUGGGUAGCUUUAUAAGAAGGGACUCGAUCCUACGCGGAAGGUUUCAGGGUUUGGUUUUCUGUGCGUCAGCCUUUUCGGGGAAGAGAAAAAGCUUUUUGCAUAAAUAAGAAUAAACAAUGGGCACUUUUAGAGCGAUAACAAAGCACCAAACAACAGACGGGAACACGUCAUCGUUGCCCGUCUUUGUCUCUUUCUCUGAAUUUUGAGGUCAGACACGACGCUCAGUCUAAACUCUGAAAUAUUCCCUUUCUUUGCUUCGUGCAUCUCUGCGUUCAUAGACACAUCGUUCAGAACCCUCAAUUCUGAAUGGAUUAAGUUCACAUCGUCCUACAACUAUUCACCAAACAAGUCGAACUUUUUUAGGGCCUUCAAAUGCAUUUAGGAUUUAUUCUUAGACAAACGUAAAGGUAGAGUAUAUUUAGUCAAUUAUAGUGUUUUUGUCCAAUCACCUUAGAGUCUGAUGAGUGAAGAGCAAUAUUAUUAAUCAGAAGCGUUGAUAGAAAAGCAAUGUUUUGUCAUUGUUGAGUAAAACAACUGUUGUUUUAAUUCAAAAUAUAACACACUGGCUUUUUUUACGCACCUUUGGUGGAUGAAGAUCUUUCUAAAAACCCUUCUGGACAAAUUAGAAGUUUUCUUUGUCAACAACUUGCAGAUGUGACAUUUUUAGCCCAACAGCAGCAGUGUAAUGAUUGUAAAGGCUGAAACAACAAAACAAACAGUUUAACAUUCACAGACAUUCUGUUGUACUUUUAUAUGAAAAGUUUUUUAAAAUUAAUUCCAUCAAAACGCUUCUCCAGAAUCUAGUUUCCAGAAUCUAGUAGCGGGAUGAAAAUAGAAGCAAUGUUCAUUUUGUCAACUAAGACUUUUGAUCUAAUAAUUGAUCGUAAUUAUUUUGCCUGCAAAGCUGAAUUCUUAAAUAUUCGAACUGUGUUUUUCAUCAGAUAACGAGAAGAUAAAAUCUUUUGUUUUGACUAAAAUGACAAAAUGACUUGUUUUGGCUCGACUAGAUUGAAUAUAAAGUAUAAUCUGAUGAAAAAGGACAUUUGACAUAUGUUGUGAAGUGGAGCUUCUGAUGACGACCAAGACACGUCUGGUUUUGUACGGAACACUUUUACUGUCUGAAACUGCAGUAUAACAACUGUUACAGUAAAUAGAGCGCAAUCUUGCACCCGACAUGUAUGUUUUUUCUUAUCAUCAUCAUUGUUGUCGUGAAGAAGCACGUAUCAUGCUACUUCCUGUCUCUUCACAGGAAAAUCAUUUGCGCUUUCAUGCUUUUCCCAAUAAAAGUAAACAUGCAAUCAAACAAUUUACAACAACACAAGACUAAGACAAAGAUUAAAAAAAUAGCUGACAAUAUUUUUGGACUAAAAGUAAUGAUGAACAUUAAAAAGCUGCCAAAAUUAACAUUGCAUCGACGUUAGUUGGAGCUUUUUCUGUCACAUUUUCUUAAACCUGCUGCCACAAAGUGCACUUUGUUUUGUUUUUCUUUCCGUAAGCCGCGUUAGAAAGUUUCACAAAUAACGUGUUGUUCCUGAACUAGACGUUAGAGCGACUUGGAAAGAAGACACCAGACAGUUAUCGUCCGACCGACACCAGAUUGAACUGGAACUCGUCAGAAUGUUUGUUUUAGAGAGUAAAGAGGGAAGUGUUCCCGAUGUAGCUUCAGGUGAGACGAAGGUCUCGGUCUUCAAUAACCUGGUCCGAGCUUCUCUACGAUGAAGACUUUACAAGCCCAUUAUGGACUGAGCUACCCAUACGGAUGCCCAUGAGGGACAAAUCUUGCCGUUACCGUCUACAAUGGCGGCAGCUGGAUGUUUAAAUCCUGACGUCUCCGUCGUCGGUUUGGAAAAAACCCAACGCGCACAAGAUUGGAUUCAUACGUGGAUGGAUGGUAAAUGAUCCAGUCUCUUGUUUUUUAAAACAAAAACCUUUUGUGGCUAAAUUCACAGAUGUAGGAAUCUGCCUUUGAGCGGAUGUGGACCUCAAGCAGAUUCUCCGAGUGUCGUCUUGUGAUAUUCGUCUCCGAUCGAAAGGAGUUCGUAGAGACUCUGAAGGACUUCCUCGAGAACGCUCAAGGGUGAUACUGAGCCGUUGAUGUUGUGGUUGAUGGUGUUCUUUCUUUUUGUUUUUGUUUACCUGAACUAAUAAGGUUAUAUAUCUCCAUGGUUACUGAGUGCCAUUUCUACUUGACAACUGUUACUACUUAGCGUUAGAUGGAGCUGGUGUGGACUUUCAACCAGAGUGACUGUUGUCUCAAAUCUGUCCCCGUCGUAGCUCAGGUUCCCAAAGAGGCUCUGCAGCUCUGAGAUCAGCCUCAGCUUCAGUCUUCAGCCAACUGAUGAUGGCCUAUCCCCCCCUCGUACACGAGGCUGAUGUCAGGGCCGGCCUAAUGUUUGGAAACGCCGUCUUUAUCUCUUUUUCUGUUGGGCUGUUUUUUAAAAUCGCGUCGGUGGACGAAAACCUUCAAAAAUGAGUCCUCCCCACUAGAAGAGUUUCACACUGACUGGGUUCACAUUCACAGGUCAGAUUUGGUUUUAACUAAGAAGUUGAUCAACCUCUACUAAAGCUUGGGACAUCUAGCUUAAACCCAAAACAAGUCCAAACAACCUAGAUUUGAAUAGCCCCUGUCCAAUCGCUUUAGACUUGAACAGACCUAGUCUAACUUACCCAGACUGGUACAGACCUGGUCCAACCGACCUAGACUGGAUCAGAUGACCAGGUCCAACCUACCCAGACUAGAAUACUACUACCAACCGACCCAGAAUGGAACAACAGACUAGGUCCAACCGACCCAAACUCGAAUACUACUACCAACCGACCCAGAGUGGAACAACGGACUAGGUCCAACCGACCCGAACUAGAAUACUACUACCAACCGACCCAGACUGGAACAACAGACUAGGUCCAACCGACCCAGACUGAAACAGAUUCAGUACAACCGACCCAGACUGGAACAGAAGACCAGGUCCAACCGACCCAGACUGGAACAACAGACUAGGUCCAACCGACCCAUAAAUGUAGGUAAGGGGCGGAGCUGGUUCCUUUGAGGGUAAAAUGCCCAUUUUUAACUCUGAAACCCAACACGAGACAAAGUUCUCCACCUUAAACCUUGAGAUCAGAGAAAAGGACCGGAUUGACAUGUGAACCCAGUCAAGGUUUUAGACAACUCUUGGAUCUUGGCCUCAUUAACUGUUCUCAUUUAACCGUUUUGGGCUCUUUCACUUGUCCCAUGAGGAGAUUGGAAGCAGCUUCACCCGUGGUGUUUGACAAAACUUUUUAAUUUACUAGAAAUGUCCGUGUGCUCCUUCUAUUUUUAGUCUAAAGAGCGUUUUUAUCUCGUCAUCUCUUCUCUGCUGUCCUUCCUGUUUGCAUGAGGUUUCUGUCAGGAGGAGCGGAAGAAAGCCGAGAAGAGACUUUAAAAUCCCUUAAUGUUACGAUAAUAACGACGCUAAUUAUUAGUAAUACUAAAUUAAUAGUGUGUGUGUGGAUGUGUGUGGAUGUGUGUGUGACCUAACUAAACCAGCCUGUUCUAAAAGUGUGUGACGAUAUACUGAAUAAAAACUGUCAAAUCUACCUAC
Messenger RNA from Anarrhichthys ocellatus (wolf-eel), 8375 nucleotides. Its product is annotated as mucin-2-like. The coding region runs from base 642 to 3392 and encodes 916 amino acids. The transcript has 5 exons. The record is from RefSeq and is a predicted model, not a curated record. Lineage: Eukaryota; Metazoa; Chordata; Actinopteri; Perciformes; Anarhichadidae.